This is a messenger RNA of Salvia miltiorrhiza (redroot sage), 1684 nucleotides long. RefSeq names its product phospholipase A1-IIgamma-like. Gene Ontology annotation, biological process: lipid metabolic process. The transcript has 3 exons. Gene Ontology annotation, molecular function: glycerophospholipid phospholipase A1 activity. Lineage: Eukaryota; Viridiplantae; Streptophyta; Magnoliopsida; Lamiales; Lamiaceae. Bases 333 to 1580 code for a protein of 415 amino acids. The record is from RefSeq and is a predicted model, not a curated record.
AACUUUUGCUUCUAGGUUUAGAUAUAUUGCCCUUUGAAUCCAAGAAUCUGAAAACGGAAAUCGACACUUCAACCUACUCCACACAACGUUGCCAAAACUGUAGCUCUCGUUCUCUAUAUGUGUGUGUGUGUGUGUGUUUAUAUGCUGUUAGAAACACAUGUCCAGAGCUAGGAAAACAAAAACCUUAAAAUGUCAGCAUAAAUCAAAGUCUAGGUUUUCCUUUUACAUCAACAUAUAUAUACAUAUAUACAACUAUUUAAAGCCCCCCCAUCUGCAGAUAAUUUUAUGAAAAACUGCAGUUUAAUUUUUCGAGGUAAAUUGGUAAAAGCAGAAUGCUGCAUUGCUUCAAGAGAAAGAAAAGAAGGACAGGAAGCACUGAGAAGAAAGCAGCCAGUUCAAGCAUUGCCAAGAGAUGGAAGAUUCUAAGUGGCCUAAACCAUUGGGAUGGCCUUCUAGACCCUCUAGACCUCGACCUCCGUCGCUACAUCAUCCACUACGGCCAGAUGGCGCAGGCAACCUACGACACGUUCAACUCCGAGAGGGCCUCCAAGUAUGCCGGGAGCAGCAGAUAUGCAAAGGGCAACCUCUUCUCUAGGGUUGGGGUGGACAAGGGCAACCCGUUCAAGUACCGUGUCACCAAGUACUUCUACGCGACCUCAUCAACCCAGCUGCCCGACGCCUUCAUCAUCAAGUCGUGGUCAAGGGAGGCGUGGAGCAAGGAGUCGAACUGGAUUGGCUUUGCAGCCGUGGCCACGGAUGAAGGGAAGUCUGCGUUAGGCCGGAGGGACAUCUUGAUAGCGUGGAGGGGCACGGUGAUGACGCUCGAAUGGAGCAAUGAUUUCGAGUUCGCGUUGGUUUCUGCACCGGAUGUGUUUGGAGGGGAUGAUGAGGUUAAGGUGCAUCUUGGUUGGUAUUCAAUCUACACUUCUGAUGAUCCAAGAUCACCUUUCAAUAAAACCAGUGCUAGAAACCAGGUUUUGGCUGAGGUGAGGAGACUUGUAGAGGAAUACAAGAAUGAGGAGAUCAGCUUAACUAUAACUGGACACAGCUUAGGUGCUGCAGUUGCUACUUUGAAUGCAAUUGACAUUGUCACAAAUGGAUACAACAAGCCCAAGGGCAUGCCCAACAAGGCGUGCCCCGUCACAGCCUUCAUCUUUGCCAGCCCACGCGUGGGGGACGACAAUUUCAAGGCAUUCUUCUCAAAUUUACAGAAUCUUUACAUCCUGAGGGUGAGGAACGCGAGAGACGUUGUCCCAACCUACCCGUUGCUAGGGUACACGGAGGUCGGGGAGGAGCUGGGGAUCGACACGGGGAAGUCGGCUUACUUGAAGAGCCCGGGGACUGUGAACAGUUGGCAUGCCUUGGAAGGGUACCUGCAUGGAGUUGCAGGGACACAAGGGAGUAAAGGUGGUUUCAAGCUUGAAGUUAUGAGAGAUAUUGCUUUGGUUAAUAAGCAUAUGGAUUGUUUGAAGGAUGAAUAUUGUGUUCCUGAAUCAUGGUGGUGUGACAGAAACAAAGGCAUGGUGCAGUUGGAAGAUGGCUCUUGGGAAUUGAUGGAUCAUGAGAACGAUGCAUUUUGAGUGUUUAAUUAUGUUUGGAGGGUUUAAUUCAAGAUAUUGAUGAAAUAAUGAGAUUGAACAUGCAAAAAAUUCUCAUUACAAUAGAACUGAAGACAAAUUUGGAU